Penicillium macrosclerotiorum is the source of this 1161-nucleotide messenger RNA. RefSeq names its product NAD(P)-dependent alcohol dehydrogenase. NCBI's taxonomy places the organism in Eukaryota, Fungi, Ascomycota, Eurotiomycetes, Eurotiales, Aspergillaceae. The record is from RefSeq and is a predicted model, not a curated record. Bases 1 to 1161 code for a protein of 386 amino acids. Gene Ontology annotation, biological process: D-sorbitol catabolic process. The transcript is spliced from 2 exons. Gene Ontology annotation, molecular function: L-iditol 2-dehydrogenase (NAD+) activity; zinc ion binding.
AUGUCUUCCGCGACAACUGUCACCAAGACCAAUAUCGGUGUCUACACCAACCCCAACCAUGAUCUGUGGAUCGCCGAAACCACUCCGAAAGUCGAGGAUGUGCAGAGCGGGAAGGGCCUGAAGCCCGGCGAAGUCACCAUUGAGGUGCGUAGCACAGGCAUUUGCGGAUCGGAUGUGCACUUCUGGCAUGCGGGCUGCAUUGGCCCUAUGAUUGUCACUGGCGACCAUGUCCUGGGUCACGAAUCUGCCGGUCAGAUUGUGGCCGUUGCCUCGGAUGUCACCUCCCUGAAGCCCGGCGACCGUGUCGCCAUUGAGCCCAACAUUAUCUGCAAUGCCUGUGAGCCCUGUCUGACCGGCCGCUAUAACGGUUGCGAGCGCGUCGCCUUCCUGUCUACCCCUCCCGUCGAUGGUCUGCUGCGCCGAUACGUCAACCACCCUGCCAUCUGGUGCCACAAGAUCGGCGACAUGAGCUAUGAGGAUGGAGCCCUGCUGGAGCCACUCAGCGUGACUCUAGCUGCCGUCGAGCGCAGCGGGCUGCGUCUUGGUGACCCUCUGCUCAUCACCGGUGCUGGUCCCAUUGGCUUGAUCUCGCUACUCAGCGCACGGGCUGCCGGCGCCUGUCCCAUCGUGAUCACUGAUAUUGAUGAGGGCCGUUUGGCCUUCGCCAAGUCCCUGGUCCCAGAGGUCCGCACCUACAAGGUGCAGAUCGGCCUAUCAGCAGAGGAGUCUGCGGCGGGCAUCAUCAACACUAUGAAUGAUGGCCGGGGGUCUGGCCCAGAUGCGCUGCGCCCCAAGCUGUGCCUGGAGUGCACUGGUGUGGAGAGCAGCGUCAACUCAGCGAUCUGGAGUAUGAAGUUUGGUGGCAAGGUGUUUGUCAUUGGCGUUGGCAAGAACGAAAUGAACAUUCCCUUCAUGCGUCUCAGCACUCAGGAAAUUGACCUGCAGUACCAGUACCGGUACUGCAACACCUGGCCGCGGGCCAUUCGUCUAGUGCAGAACGGUGUUAUUGACCUGCGCAAACUGGUCACUCAUCGCUUUGCGCUGGAGGAUGCUCUGAAGGCAUUUGAGACGGCAGCCAACCCAAAGACCGGGGCUAUCAAGGUGCAGAUCAUGAGCUCGGAGGAGGAUGUCAAGGCUGCUUCGGCAGGUCAGAAGAUUUAG